Aspergillus pseudonomiae is the source of this 1578-nucleotide messenger RNA. RefSeq names its product PIG-Y family protein. Bases 167 to 1276 code for a protein of 369 amino acids. The record is from RefSeq and is a predicted model, not a curated record. The transcript has a single exon. Lineage: Eukaryota; Fungi; Ascomycota; Eurotiomycetes; Eurotiales; Aspergillaceae.
CCUCGGAGGCUCGGCUGGCUUGGCUCGGGCGGCAUCAACUCUCCCCUUCGUACUCUCACCAUAACCAUCUUGCCUGAUGGAAUCUGCCAACAUAUAAUUCAAGGAACACAAAUCUGGAUGCUGGUGACUAAUGGCCAGCUGAGCUAAUAACGCCCAGCUUGCGCCAAUGGAAGAUGCAAGCGACAGCAGCAGGGUGGCACUACCGUUGGAUAACGAUGAUCAGCUCUCCGGACGGACGCGCUCAGAGAGCGCAAGCAGCGGACAUAAGCGCAGCUCAUCCGGCUCCCUAUUAUCCAAACUCUCUUUUCUCCGUAUGAUACAAGCGACUCAUAACAACCCGGAGCGGGCUCAUUCCGGCAUCGACCGUGAUGAUAGCGAUGGUUUUGGUUCUAGUGUACGGGGGGGCAGAGCAAUGGCUAGCGCGCUACAACAACGAAGAACGCGAAGGAGGAGGGGUUCACUUCGAAAAACCGCCCUACUAGGCACGCGGUUUGAAUAUCGAGAUAAAAAAGCCUCCCGAGCACCGAUCGACAUGCCACGGGCAGAUGUUAUCGGACAACAGCAACAGCUUGCCACGGGCUCACGAAUGCAACAACCGUUACCUGACACCGUUUCCCCAGACCAGAUCGUGCCCCACGGAAAUGCAGAACAAGAUAGUCGUCCGGAAGAUAUGGUAUGGGAAGGUUUCAUGAAUACGCAGCCAAAGUCACUGGAUCAAUCCGCUCAGCAUCACCGGCAGAACCGCUCCCAAAACAGUAUCCUUGGCGGAGAGAUAACUACUGAUGAUGAGGAUAUUGUGUUUUUUCCUCCUUCUAAAAAUACAAAUGCCGCUGUUGCUGCUGCUGCGGGUCUACAUCUUCAGUCUGCUUCUUCGAGCUCGGAUUCCUAUUAUGCGCUUUCAGCGGACUCAACGUACCGAGCUAUGCAUCGCACCAAAUCUCCUCUUGCGACGCAUGCGGUUGACAUAACUAGUAGUCAGGAUAUGAACUGGGAUUACUCAGAGACGGAGUGGUGGGGCUGGAUUAUUCUGAUAGUGACAUGGCUUGUUUUCGUCGUGGGCAUGGGCAGUUGUUUUGGUGUCUGGAGCUGGGCUUGGGAUGUUGGAGAAACUCCUUAUGCGCCUCCGGAGCUUGAGGAUGAUCCUACACUCCCUAUUAUUGGGUAUUAUCCUGCUCUGAUCAUCUUGACGGCCGUCAUGUCAUGGGUAUGGGUUGUGGUUGCGUGGGUGGGCAUGAAAUAUUUUAAGCAUGCCAAUAUAUCGGGUGACGAUACAUAAUGCCUGCUAUUCCUGUAUAAUACAUUUCUUUAUUUUAUUUUGUAUUGUGAUUUCUUAAACGGCACGAUGCCAAUGACCUGGAACUCAGGACACCCAAUGUGAUAACCUAAUUUCUAAUUAUAACCCCGAAGAGACCCAGUCAAGACUAUGUGUGCUAAGAUUAAAUGAUGUACCCCCAUAUCAGAGACAAAAAGAAUACCCCGACCCAAUACCAACGCCAAUGACCUCAAUUGUUGGUUAUCAUUAAGUCCAGCUUAAUACCUCGAAGCAUGCAAAAGCCCUCAAUGUGAAAUUGCACAUUU